Bufo gargarizans (Asiatic toad) is the source of this 2154-nucleotide messenger RNA. RefSeq names its product probable peptidyl-tRNA hydrolase. Lineage: Eukaryota; Metazoa; Chordata; Amphibia; Anura; Bufonidae. The coding region runs from base 480 to 875 and encodes 131 amino acids. Gene Ontology annotation, molecular function: peptidyl-tRNA hydrolase activity. The record is from RefSeq and is a predicted model, not a curated record. The transcript is spliced from 4 exons.
UGACUGGGUCAAUUAAAGAAAGUGACCCAGCAUUUUGCUAAGAGAAUCAGUCACUUAUUUAUGUUGCCCUUAGUUAGGACACCAUAAAACUGGUGACAGGUUCCCUUUAAGAUAAAGUUGUUCCUGUUUGGUCUUUAAUUUGUGGGCGUUACAGAGAUGAUUUAAGUCAAAAUUAAAAGCGCUCUAUCAUUCUUUCUAUUCUAUGCCUCAAAUCCUCAACAUGGACAUUGUAGUUUGUAAUAAUAGAAAAUAUGUAGAUUGUAAUAUGCUUUCUGGUUACAUUUUGGUGAGUUUUAACUUCAUUUUAGAUUUUUACAGAUCCACAGGGAAGUAGUCAACCGCCUUGAGGAGGACCACUGCAGGAGGGACUAUGCUGCCGGCAAUGAGAGCUGUGUGCUGUCUUCGCUUGGGUCGGUGCAUGAGUCAGGCAGCCAUUGGAGGUCCCAGUAGGGAGCAGCGCUUCAUGACACAGUGUGGGCAUGACUGCCAUUAACCGUCUGGCAUGGAGGCUGAAUGUCGCUGACCAGUGGAAGACGGACCGACGAACAGGAGCAGAUCUCGUCACCACCCAGCUGGACGGCGUUCAUCUAGUUUUGAUAAAACCCCGUCAGUUUAUGAAUGUUAAUGGGACGAGUGUGGCUAAUGCAGCUAGAAAGUUCCACCGGAGCCCUGAGAAUAUCUAUCUAUUACAUGAAAAGCUGGACAAACCUCUAGGGAAGGUGACCCUGAAGCUUGGAGCGAGCGCGAGGGGCCACAAUGGGGUCCGUUCCUGCAUUGACCACCUGAAAUCAGGUGUAAGUUCUUCAGCAGAUGCCUCCCACCCUCAGUCCCUUCAAGCAUGGCCACAGGGCUUCUGUAAUGAAGACUAUAUAUAGUCCGGGUGACAAGACAUAUGUGCUUGGACGCUUUACCAUGAGCGAGCAGGAGGCGCUGAGCCCAGUUCUGGAGAAAGGUCUAGACUUGUUACUUGGACACAUCCACAAACGGACUUGGGCUACUAGUCCUGUGGCAAAAUCUGUGCCAGUGGAAAACAGAGCAUGAUGGGAGUUAUCCUCUAGAAUAUUCAAUUCAUAGACAGCAGAGGAGAAGCCGGCUAAGGUCUAGGACCACUUGUGAAUAGAUUGUAGGGACCAGGGUCAUUUUGGUUGCAUCUCUAGUGUAAUCUUCACUACUAGACAGGGCAGGAGGAUAAGUUGUCCAAACUCACAUACCAACUACUAGGAGUGUUCCUGUGAUAUAUAUUGAUAACUGUACCUCCACCAAUCAGAUAUUGAUAGCAUCUACCAUAUCACUGGUAUGGCUUCAAUGCAUAAAGCUAGAAAACCCCUUUAACGUGUAUCUUAAUCAGUUUUUGUAAUAUAUAUAAUACCUCAGCUUGGUAAGAUAGGACUGGCCGAGGGAUUUCCCAGUCCACACCCCCCCAUCACAGAUUUUUUUCCCCUAGCCCGAGGUGAGGCCUACUGGGAUCAUCACUGGGGAAUAAAGCAGACCUCAGAAUGCCAGUCUGGGGGAAUGAAGGCUUGAGAUCUGAACUGUGGUUGUAGCUUGGUGACUGGCUGAGUGAAGCCUGAUCUACCCUGGUGUGAACAGGACUCUAUAAUUGAGACCCAGACCAGCAGGUAUUUAUUUUUGCGUUAUGUUAUGCCGUAACUUCACCUCAUCAAGUGACGCCAUAACUAGGAUGCUAAUCUGUUAUGCUGAAGUGACGAAAUAAAGGACGGUUUGGACUUUAAAACUGCAAUCUGUCAUUUCCGACACCACUGCGAGUACAGAUUCCUACAAUAUAUAUGAGCGCUUAUUAUAUAUGAGCGCUCGGUUAUACAUGCCUUAUGUGUUCAUAAUGCAAGGUGCAGAUACUACGAAUAGUAGAUCAACUGGGCAAAAGCCAUGAGCACCUUCAAGGGCAUUUUUUAUUAUUGCAUUCUACUUAUUUUGGGCUACAAAUCAUUUUUGCAUUUGGUCUUUAUUACACAUUUUCAGCAGUUUUUGUGUUACAUGGGUUAAAUUUCAGUCUGUUUGCAGACUGUCACUCUAGGUAAUGGGUAUUUAUAUUGAUGGCCUAUUCUCGGGACAGGCCAUCAAUAUCAGAUCUGACACCCCGCACCUUCACUUCCAUGGGAGCAGGGCUGCAGUGACCAGCUCCGUCCACUGCAC